AUGGGUCAGCAUCAGCCCGGGUUCCACCGGUUGUGUCCCCAGGGUGAACGCGGAGCAGGCUGGAGCUCCGUGUAUGCCUUCCCUGGGAUGCCGGAACCCUCGGGGGCCAAGCAGCCCUCCGAGCACGAGGACACCGAGGGACAUCGUUCCCAGAGGCGGCUGGCGGGCGGCAGGGGCGCAGAAAUAGAGCCCUUUGAAGAGGUGAUCUGCAGCAGCUUGACCUUUCUGGCACAUCCCUUCCCUCUAAACCAUCACCUGAUGGUGCACCUUGUGCCCGGAGCUGGCUUUGGCACGGGUGCUCCCAGCUUUGUGUCUGAUCAGGAGACACAGCACACGACUUCUUGCAAGCCAAGGCUUUGCAUUAAACACUUGGAAGUGUGUUUGGUAUGCAGAGAGGAGAAAUAUGAUUAUUAUAACCUGCCAAAAACCUCUGUUGUGAUAGCUUUUUAUAACGAGGCUUGGUCAACGCUUCUGCGAACUGUUCACAGUGUUCUUGAGACAUCUCCGGAUAUACUUUUGGAAGAAAUUAUCCUUGUAGAUGAUUACAGUGACAAAGAACAUUUAAAGGAGACUUUGGAAAACUACGUGGCUGGCCUACGCAAGGUGCGUCUUAUCCGCGCAAAUAAGAGGGAGGGGCUGGUCCGAGCCCGGCUGCUGGGGGCGUCUGUGGCCAAAGGAGACAUCCUGACGUUCCUGGACUGCCACUGUGAAUGCCAUGAGGGCUGGCUGGAGCCACUGCUGGCAAGGAUUGCUGAAGAAGAAACAGCUGUUGUCUGCCCUGUUAUUGAUGUUAUUGACUGGAACACAUUUGAGUACUUGGGAAAUGCCGGUGAGCCACAGAUUGGUGGAUUUGAUUGGCGCCUGGUCUUCACUUGGCACAGUAUCCCUGAAAGAGAACAAAAACGGAGGAAGUCCAAGACUGAUGUGAUCAGGUCUCCAACCAUGGCAGGUGGAUUAUUUUCUGUGAGCAAGAAGUACUUUGAUUAUCUUGGUUCCUAUGACACAGGAAUGGAAGUCUGGGGAGGAGAAAACCUUGAAUUCUCAUUUAGGAUAUGGCAGUGUGGAGGAAGUCUUGAGAUCCAUCCUUGCUCCCAUGUAGGUCAUGUUUUCCCCAAACAAGCCCCAUACUCACGGGUCAAAGCUCUGGCAAACAGUGUGCGUGCAGCUGAAGUGUGGAUGGAUGAAUAUAAACAACUUUAUUACCACCGAAACCCACACGCUCGCCUGGAACCAUAUGGAGAUGUGACAGAAAGGAGACUUCUACGAGAGAAGCUGAAAUGUAAGGACUUCAAAUGGUUUUUGGAGAACGUGUAUCCAGAACUUCACGUACCCGAGGACAGACCAGGCUUCUUUGGAAUGCUGAAGAAUAGAGGAAUGGAAAACUUCUGCUUUGAUUAUAAUCCUACAAAUGAACAUCAAGUAACCGGACAGAGGGUCAUACUCUACCCAUGCCAUGGCAUGGGACAAAAUCAGUUUUUCGAGUACACAUCCCACAAUGAAAUACGUUACAACACGCGGCAGCCGGAAGUCUGCGCAGCCGUUGAUUCAGGAACUGACUACCUGACGAUGUACUUGUGUCAAGAAAAUGCCCACAGUGUUCCUGAAAACCAGAAGUUUAUUUUCAGAGAGGAUGGUACCUUGUUUCACCCACAAACCCAGAGGUGCUUACAAGCCGAGGCAAACGCUUACAAUGGGAACCCAGUACCAUUGCUACAACCUUGCACCAACUCGGACUAUCAAAAAUGGUUCUUCAAAGAAAAAAGUUGAUCCAGAUGUUGUCUAGGAUAUAGCUGAAUACAAAAUAAUGUGCUCUUUCUAGUCAGCCUUUUGAAAAGCUCAUAAGUGAUAUAUUUUUGUAUGGAAAGAACUGUAAUUAGUUGACAAGCCUUGGAUCUCGUUUCCUGGAGCUUUAGAAGGCACUAAGUACUGAGAGCUUCAUAAAGUGCCACAGAAUCUGCUCCUUUUUAUUUGGCAGCUACAUAACUGCUUCUGAAGUGUCUUAGGUUCUUUACAUGUGACAUUUUUUUAAUCUGCUGUGUGGAAGUAAGGCAGUCACAGAAAUUGCACUAAUGUUAAUCUGCCAAUAACUUAAAAUGUUUAUUUUUCUACUAAAACAUUCUCAAGUUGGAUUUUUUACAGAUAGUAGUUAAUAAUUGUUCUUGUCUUUUAAAUACCAAGAACGUAAAUGUAGGCCAUAUUCUGCCCUAAGUCACUACCAGAAAGCCCUUACUGAAGACAAUGUGGAUUUACACAUAAAGGCAGAGUAUGACUGCAUGGUUUUGCACAAAUAACAAUCUAGUUGCAUACAAAUUGCACAUGCUUGACAAUACCAUACCUUAACUGAUCUGACAAUUUUAGAUGUUCAUGGCACUUGAAAAGUUUCUAAUCAUGCUUAAGAUGGUUUGGGAGUAAAAUGGGGAUUUUCUCAUCUUUCUUAAAGGCAGAAGGCAACAAUAUUUAAAGGUGAUGCUUUGGGAAAACCUGUUUUGAUUCAUAUGGGCCCAGCUAUGUGGCUGCAUCCUAGAAUCCACAACCAACUUUAACGUUAUGUGGAUUUUCAAUGUGCAUAAAACUUUCAAAAUAAUAAUAUCAACAAUUACUUUGUAAAAAUUUGAAAAUUACAGUUAGAGAAAAUGAGUCUUAACAUUUAAGAGUUUAAAUGAUUCGUGGAAAAAAUAUUUUUAAAACAGUUUUGCAACUGAUUUCUGUGAAAUUCAGCUAAUAUUAAUACAAAAAUUAUUGUCUUUGAGGUAUAACUUGCAUUUUGUCUGGGAGCUCCUUUUAGAUGAGUUAACCCUGCAUGUGGUCCUGCUGAAAACAGGAGGUGUAUCUGCAGCAGUCCAGGAUGGUUUGUGCCCUGGUGUGUGGGAUCUGCCUUGCCCGGUCAGACAAGGAGUGUGUAGCAACGUGUCUGGCCAUCGACCAUCAGCAUUACCGUGUUGAUUAGAAGGGUUUCAGCUCAUAAGAGGAGUUUCUUUCCCUGUCAGAUGAAGGAAUGCUUAUGUGUAGAAGGAUGAAAAAAUGUCAACCUUUUUCCCCCCAGAACUCUGGGCAUCUGUUUUGAUUAGUUUGGUCCAGAUCCCUACAGCACCUGGGAGAAGACAGCUUCAUUUUAUGGUGCCUCAAGUUCUGUUUCCUGAACUCAGUAGUUCUUCUGUUCACCUGGUAGCAGCAGUGGUUUAUAUUUUGUGGAGCCACAAAUCAAAAGUGAGUGGCUGCAUGAGAGAACAGCAAGGAUUUUCUACCAAUUUCUGCUUUGCCUUCUUGACUGCUGAUUGAACCAUGUUAGUUGCUGAUAAAAGCCCAGCUGCUAGAAUCACAGCCAAAGCUCUCACUGACCUCCAUUCUCAGUGAGGUUUUCUUAGUCUUGGGAUUUCAAGAUUUCAUCAUCAGAUGGUGGUAUGCAAGUGAAACUUAGUAAGUGGAAAUUAUUUCCUAUACAUCUUCUCACUUUGCCCUUGUUUAGAAGGAAGUAUUGGUGUUUUUGGCUUCCUGCAGCUAAGAUGUUUUCACAUAUGCCAACAAACCUGCCAGCCUGGCUUGCAUAUUUGCUAGACAAACACAGUUGAGUUGAAAAGCAAACACCGAACAUUAGCGAUGCCACCAGCUUGCUCCCUCUGUGUUGGCCUUCUAGUCCAUCCACUUACCAUUUUUUAUUCUUGACAGCCUUUUCUUCUUCUCAACUCACCGGAGUUGAGAUGAAUUAAUGCCUGGCUUCAGGUUUGGAGGGUGAAGGACUCCAUCAAGCAUCUGAGUCAUGAAGAACAUCUUCAGACUUCCUUUAACAUCUCCAGACUUCCUUUUGCAGGUCAGGGUUACCUGCUGAGGAAUGGACUGUGGGCUUCGGGCUUCUCCUGAGCACAGAUAGGGCUGGAUGUCUCAUAGAAAUGGAAAAACUGGAGGAUUUCAGUUCCAAAUUAAUGCUUAUUUCUUAGUCUUUCUAUUCCUGUAUUUUUUAUUUUUAUUUUUUUAGAAAGCCAUCCAGACUACAGUCAGGUACCUAAUUAUCAUAUUUAUUUGAAAUGAUCAGAUAGUGAUUUUGACUUUUUUUUCAUUUACUUAUUUACCAAUUUCCUUUCAUUUAAAAAUUGUGGGUCUUCAACAUGGGCUAAAACUUAUUGGAUUUUCAGUUCAACAGAAGACAGUACAUGAA
This is a messenger RNA of Zonotrichia albicollis (white-throated sparrow), 4153 nucleotides long. NCBI's taxonomy places the organism in Eukaryota, Metazoa, Chordata, Aves, Passeriformes, Passerellidae. The record is from RefSeq and is a predicted model, not a curated record.